Molecule: messenger RNA, 1638 nt
Organism: Lodderomyces parapsilosis
Lineage: Eukaryota; Fungi; Ascomycota; Pichiomycetes; Serinales; Debaryomycetaceae
Gene: THI20
Product: trifunctional hydroxymethylpyrimidine kinase/phosphomethylpyrimidine kinase/thiaminase
Exons: 1
Coding region: 1-1638 (545 amino acids)
Biological process (GO): thiamine biosynthetic process
Cellular component (GO): cytosol
Molecular function (GO): phosphomethylpyrimidine kinase activity; hydroxymethylpyrimidine kinase activity
Source: RefSeq, a predicted model, not a curated record
AUGGAAACAAAGGACGUGAAACUCAAGAAUCCUAGAGCCAAGGAUGUUGCUUUGCCUGUGGUGAUGACAAUUGCAGGUAGUGAUUCAUCAGGAGGGGCGGGGAUCGAGGCCGAUUUGAAAACUUUCAGUGCAUUUGGUGUCUAUGGGGCAACUUGUAUCACUGCAUUGACUGCUCAAAAUACCACUGGGGUCAAAUUAUUUGAAAAGACAUCACAGAAGUUACUUGCAGAGAUCUUGAAGGCUAAUUUAGAGGAUUUUUAUGGAUAUGAAAAUGCACCUUUAAAGGUGGUGAAAACUGGGAUGUUGACCAAACAAGCUAUUGAGGAGAUUGCAAAACACGAUAUCAAAGUCAAGUUUGUAAUUGAUCCGGUCAUGGUGAGUACUUCAGGUAGUCAACUAUUUGACUUGGACGGAAUCAAAUACAGUGUUGAACAUUUAAUGAAGAAUGCAUAUUUAAUCACUCCCAAUUUACCAGAAGCUAAAGCAUUGUACGGAUUAUUUAAAAGCCCAUCUGAGAUUGGCAAUAUUGAAGACUUUAAACGGUUUGUUGUUGAAUUGCUGAAUCUCCUUAAGUGCAAGAACUUGUUGGUGAAAGGAGGUCAUAUUCCAUUCGAUCAAGAAGGCAACUUUUCCAAGAAUGGAUGCCAAGUCAUUGAUAUCUUAUACGAAAGUGAGUCUCAAAUAGUGACGCUUUUCAGCUCAGGAUACAUAAACUCAGAAAACACUCACGGUACUGGAUGUACUUUGGCCUCGGCAAUUGCAGCGAAUAUUGCUAUUGGCAAAACCCUAGCCGAUGCAAUUGCCGUUGCCAUAGAUUUCAUCCAUAAUGGUAUGCUGCAAAUGACGAAAUUGGGACACGGUAAUGGUCCAUUGAACCAUAAUUUGACUCCAAAUAUCCAAGUUACUAGGGUGAUAGAGACAGAUGGGAAUGAGUUGUUGAAAUUUGACGACGCGAACACGUUUGUUGACUUUUUGACAUCUCAUCCAAAGGUGAAGCAAACAUGGCGAAACUACGUCGAACAUCCAUUUGUUAGUAAAUUGGCUGAAAACUCUCUACCAUUUGAGAAUUUCUUUUACUAUUUGAAGCAGGAUUAUCACUACCUCAUCAUAUAUGCCAGAAUGCAUGGUUUGUUGGCCUCAAAAGCACCAACCUAUCAACAAACACAUGCCGCCGCAACGAUAAUCGGCGAAAUUAUUAAUGAAAUUGAACAUCACAAAAAGAGGCUCAAGGUAUAUAAGGUAGAUUACGAGAGAGAUAUUGAGGAUUUGAAGCCAGGAAAUGCGUGUGUCGAAUAUUGCGAUUAUUUGAUCAAUAUAGGGGAGAAGGAAGACUUUUUGGGAAUAAAAGUUGCCUUAGCGCCUUGCUUACACGGAUAUGCUGAGGCUGGAACUUAUGGGAAGAAGUUAAGGGCAGAGAAUCCAGUGAAGAUCCCCGAAGUAUAUCAAGGUUGGUUGGAUGAAUAUGCCUCAGAUUGGUACUCAAAAGCUGACAAAGAAGGACGUUUGGCACUCAAUGCUUUAGUAGCUGACGGAAUAACUCGCCCUCGUGCAGAGGAAUUAGUAGACAUCUUCAAUACAGUUUCUCAAUUGGAGAUUAAUUUUUGGAAUGAAGUAUUAGAUAUGUCAACUUGUGUAUAG